Messenger RNA from Pipistrellus nathusii (Nathusius's pipistrelle), 747 nucleotides. The record is from the annotation of a GenBank genome assembly. Lineage: Eukaryota; Metazoa; Chordata; Mammalia; Chiroptera; Vespertilionidae.
AUGGCCGGCCUCAACUCCCUGGAGGCGGUGAAGCGCAAGAUCCAGGCGCUGCAGCAGCAGGCGGACGAGGCGGAGGACCGCGCGCAGGGCCUGCAGCGGGAGCUGGACGGCGAGCGCGAGCGGCGCGAGAAAGCUGAAGGGGAUGUGGCAGCGCUCAAUCGACGCAUCCAGCUCGUUGAGGAGGAGUUAGACAGAGCUCAGGAACGCCUGGCCACGGCCCUGCAGAAGCUCGAAGAAGCAGAAAAGGCUGCCGAUGAGAGCGAGAGAGGAAUGAAGGUGAUAGAAAACCGGGCCAUGAAAGAUGAGGAGAAGAUGGAGAUCCAGGAGUUGCAGCUCAAAGAGGCCAAGCACAUUGCAGAGGAGGCUGACCGCAAGUACGAGGAGGUAGCUCGUAAGUUGGUCAUCCUGGAGGGCGAGCUGGAGAGAGCAGAGGAGCGUGCCGAGGUGUCUGAACUAAAAUGUGGUGACCUGGAAGAAGAACUCAAGAAUGUCACUAACAACCUGAAAUCGCUGGAGGCUGCCUCGGAAAAGUAUUCUGAAAAGGAGGAUAAGUAUGAAGAAGAAAUUAAACUUCUGUCUGACAAACUGAAAGAGGCCGAGACCCGUGCUGAAUUUGCAGAGAGAACAGUUGCAAAACUGGAAAAAUCUAUUGAUGACCUGGAAGAAAAACUUGCUCAGGCCAAAGAAGAGAACGUGGGCUUACAUCAGACACUGGAUCAGACGCUAAAUGAACUUAACUGUAUAUAA